AUGCUGAUGAUUGGAAAUGGAUCAGAAGACGAAGAGUCGAAGGAAGGAAGUGACGAUCGACCAACUCCGAAGCUUGCAUGGAUCGACGAGGACGGUGUCCGUGCGGAAGCUGUUUUGGAUUACGCGGUUAACACUGGCGAGGAUGCCGACUUACCAACCACGUAUGCUCAGGCAAUCGCUUGUGACGAAGCAGAAAUUUGGCACAAAGCAAUGAACGCUAAGCUUCGUUCACAUGAACAUAGCCAGACCUGGACACUAAAGCCACAGAGUGUGAGUGAUCGCACCUUUGGAUCGCGAUUGGUAUUUUCCAAGAAACGUGAUUAG
Molecule: messenger RNA, 324 nt
Organism: Peronospora matthiolae
Lineage: Eukaryota; Oomycota; Peronosporomycetes; Peronosporales; Peronosporaceae
Source: the annotation of a GenBank genome assembly